This is a messenger RNA of Perkinsus marinus ATCC 50983, 719 nucleotides long. RefSeq lists its product as hypothetical. NCBI's taxonomy places the organism in Eukaryota, Perkinsozoa, Perkinsida, Perkinsidae. The annotation marks the transcript as partial. The record is from RefSeq and is a predicted model, not a curated record. The transcript has a single exon.
AUGAUCGGCAAGUUCUUGAAUGAAAUAGAGGCCGGUCUCGACAACGACGAUGUUCCCACGAUGAGCGCACUGGCGACCAGCGUAUGGGGAAUGGUGGAGCUUCUUGGGUCUUCUCAUCCUGAGCAAGUACGUGCAGUUGUUAGUAAGGCAGUCGACUACCUAUCGAUGCAUCAGUUCGCGGAAUUGCAAGUUACCGGCAUCCUCAUGGUUUUACAGACGAUCGCGCAGUGCAAGAAGUUGCGGAUCAAAUUAGAAUAUGCAGAAGAUUUCUGGAGUCACAUCGCAGGCCGACUCUACCAAACCGGUGUCGAUGGGGCUUCACUUGCCUUGCUCAUCAAAGCCCUACAGCGUCUUUCGGAUGCCCCAUCAAAUGUGUGGGGUGACCUAAUAUCCCUUACUGUCCUCAACAACAGCGUGCAUGAGCUCAGUCCUGGUGGGCUCGCAAGCUCUCUCAGGGCGAUGGUUGUGCCUGUAAGGUACGCAACGACCGUGGACACGACCGCCUUGGCUAACUUGGUUUUCGAGUACAUCGAGAAGGAGCCCGAGGGGCGCAUCGGCCCUGCUCACAUAGUGGACAUAUGCUGGAGUGUUUCCAUCCGGUCUCACGUUCUGCCCGAGCCUAUUCUCGGCGACUUGGUAUCUCUCGCUGCGGCAAUCGCACAGGGUUGCGGCACCGUGCGAGACAUCACGAUCGGCCGCCUCUCUGAGGUCCUUGCACG